AUGAAUAUAAACUCAUUCCAAUUCUCAACAGAAGACGCUAAGAGAAUUAUAUUGGAAGCUCCUGAUACGACAAGAAAGACUGCAGUUGUGCUAUUUAUUACAUUAGGAUUAUUAAUUGGAGCUUUGGCUUUUAGUCUGUAUGGGAUGACUGAUUCAUGGAACUGUGAGCUUGACUCAAGCAAUCAGACAUAUAAUUCUUUAUGCCACGAACUACGAGGCUAUGUAGGCUGUCGAAAUGUUAAAGGCCCAUUAAGCGCAGAAAUUAUAAUCAACUACAAAGGAGAAGCGAAAGCAAGUGCUACUAUGGUAUGCCCAUGGGAUAAUGCUAUAUCGGAACUAAGAGUUUGCUUUAUACUGGUAUCAAUCCUCAGCAUUCUUAUGGGAAUUAGGAGUUUAACUACGGAAAGCAAGAAGCAAGCUGACAUGGUUGUUCAAGUAUCUUAUAUUUUUUCGUUUUUACUGCUAAUGGCAAGCACGUUCGAUUUAUUUGCUGUGAAUGAUUCUGAGCUGAAUAACAAAGAUGUAUGUACGCUCUCAGGAACUUUUGAGUUUAAGAACGUAGAAAGUGAAAGACUCCAGUGUGGCUACACAUUUUAUUCCAUGACAGGAUUUUAUGGCUACCUUUGUGGAUUUGGGCUGCUUAUAAGUGCUUUACAGCUAAGGACUUGGAAAGAUAAUUUAACUUUAGACGGCCUUUAA
Molecule: messenger RNA, 699 nt
Organism: Blepharisma stoltei
Lineage: Eukaryota; Ciliophora; Heterotrichea; Heterotrichida; Blepharismidae
Source: the annotation of a GenBank genome assembly